This is a messenger RNA of Chionomys nivalis (European snow vole), 300 nucleotides long. RefSeq names its product prostate and testis expressed protein 14-like. The transcript has 3 exons. The record is from RefSeq and is a predicted model, not a curated record. The coding region runs from base 1 to 300 and encodes 99 amino acids. Lineage: Eukaryota; Metazoa; Chordata; Mammalia; Rodentia; Cricetidae.
AUGGGGAAGCACUUCCUCCUGCUCCUGCUGGGCCUCUCCCUAGUGGUGGGCUUCCUGCAAGCUCUGACAUGCUUGCAGUGUGACAGGCUAAACUCCGAUGGAGAAUGUGAGAAAGGAGAAAGCACGUGUGAGGCUAAAGAAGGCCAGGAAUGUGGCAUAAUGGUAGUGUCUAAAGGUCAUGAUAUCCUGUUUGGGCAGCAGGAUUGUUCUUCUAAUUGCUUAAAUAAGACUUUCACCCAUCAUGACCUCACACUGGACUUUACAUGUUGCAACGACCAAUCAUUGUGUAAUGAGUUUUAG